Molecule: messenger RNA, 1901 nt
Organism: Lycium ferocissimum
Lineage: Eukaryota; Viridiplantae; Streptophyta; Magnoliopsida; Solanales; Solanaceae
Product: negative regulator of systemic acquired resistance SNI1
Exons: 15
Coding region: 111-1544 (477 amino acids)
Biological process (GO): DNA damage response; negative regulation of DNA-templated transcription; negative regulation of systemic acquired resistance
Cellular component (GO): nucleus; Smc5-Smc6 complex
Molecular function (GO): transcription cis-regulatory region binding
Source: RefSeq, a predicted model, not a curated record
AUCAAACGAUUAUAACAUCUGAAUCAUCGCAUUACAGUGGCGGGAAAAAACCAAAGAGGGGAGUGAGAAUCAACUCGUUUCUUCCUAGGGUUUUGAAAAAUCUGAGGAAAAUGGAGAGGAGAAAGAGAGUCAGGGGAAGGAAUAAUGGAGGAAUAGAAGAGAACACAAUGGCAAUUCUGGAUACUUCUGGUUUCAAUAGAGACUCUCAUCACCGCCAUGACGAUAGUCUUGCUUUUCUGGAAGCUAUUCGCUCUGCUUCGUUACUUCCGGAUCAUGGAACACCACCUACCAUCACAAUGCGGGAAGCCAUUUUCCAAAUUUUGAAGGAAGAGACUUCACUUGAGCUAAUAAUGGGUAGUUAUCAACUUCUAAAUGAGUUGGAUAAGCGCUUUCCUAGGGUGUGCUUGCCCAAAAUGGAGAAACCAGAAUCAUGUCUGCCACCAACCAUUCUCAAUGAACCUGGUUUAGUUGAAGAGGCCUGGUGUCCAUUUUCUCUAGGAUUGGAUAGGGACGAGGAAGCAAAUAAAGGCUCAAGUGGAUCAAUUGACCCCUUGGGCUUUCAUUCACUAAUACAAGAACUUGGGAAAAUGAUCAACCAGAAGUCAAAAGCAUUAGAAACAAAGAUAUUAAGGAAGAUGCUACUACUUCACUAUCUUGUCGGUGUGCUUGAAGCAGACUUUGUGCCUCGUAAUAAUGCAUUUAAAGAGAAGAUGAGUUGGACCCUUUUGCGGGAUUCGUUGCUCAACAUGCUUUUGGGGUCAAGAAAACUAAUCUACAAAGGCCUAGUCAAGGACUGUCUGUCGGUUAUAUGUGAUGUGCGCUCUGACUUAUCUGACCAAUCUGAGUCCACCUCUGAUGUGGAUUCACUGGCACCUCAUUCAAACGAAAUGUCAUAUAAUUGCACUGCUGCUUUUGUACUAGCUUUACCUGAACUCAAACAAUCUACUUGUAUCUAUCUGAAGAAGCUCCUCAGAAUGAUGAUGGAGCUGGAUAUAUCACGGAACGUGGCAGAUGUUCAAGGCCUUACCAACAGAGCUGAUGGUGUGAGAACACCUGCUGCAGAGAUCAUUUUGGAUGAGCUCGCUUACAAUUCUGAUAUGCUCUCACCCUUUUUUCAGGUCUUUGAUGACCCCUGGUGGAAGCUAAAAAUGAUCAUGCAGUAUUUUCAAAAGUACACGCCUAAGUCUUCUGUUCGUACGAGGAGAUUAAACAGUCAAGUGAAUGAUUCCACAUUUGAAGGUAUUUUGAAGUGCUUCUCAAAUAGCAGCAGCACGAAGAGUAUCAUAAAAAAAGUUGGAACAGAUGUUGCCCAGCUGCUUCUAGGACAUGCCUUUUUGGCCUACUUGUCAGUAUCGGUGGAAUCUUCUGCUGAACAUGUUCAUGAUUUCGAAGAGAUAGUUAAAGGAAGCUGUCUCACAGAAAUCUGCAAGCUCAUAAUAGCCGCUUUUACAGCUAUCAGAAAAGAAGACAAGAACACAGAAAUUCUACCUUUUGGUAAAGAAGCAGUGUUUACAGCAGCAACCAUUCUCUCAACAAAGUCAUAGGAGAAGAGGCUACUAUUUGUUGCUGGCAAUGUAUAUAUGUUCAAAUGGACGCAAUUAGCAAGACCUCUUGAAGUUGGCCAAGUGAUUUUUUUCACACAGCAAUAGGGGUAAAAAGUUGGUCAAGGAAACCUCAGUGUACCUAUGUGCCUUCUAUGGUGAUUGGUGAAAUUUAAUUCACCUCUAAUUUUGUAACGGCACUAUAUGAUAGCUAAAUAGAUUUGCAUUAUUAGUUUCUAUAUCUUCUGGCUGGUGAACUGAUUAAGGCACUCUUUGAUAGUAAUAGGAACUGAUGUAGGCACUCUUGUAGCCAAAGGAAACCCAAAAAAAUGCAACACUGUCUAAGGAGAUUGGCAAAUG